AUGAACACCCUCUCUAUCCUCUCACCUCAACACCCUUCCACACUUUCCAUUCUCACCUCAUCUAUUUACAAAACCUCUAUAUUUUCCCAAACCCUCGCUAUUUCGCAAACCCUAGGGUUUUGUUCUCCCAGAUCAUUUCGCACACCAGCUUCACAACAUUCACCACAAUUCCGCGCCUCAUUCAAGUCCCCGAGUUCACUCUACCCCGUAGAGCCCCUACUCUCCGACGCCGACGAUGACGAUGAUGACGAUGACGACGUGGCUGCCGAUGAAUACGACGACAUAUCUGGCGACGCGUCGGAAGGAGUCGACCAGAGCGACGACGAAACCGAAAUUUCUAUUGCCGCAGCAGAAGAGGCGCCGAUUCAGCAGGAGGAGUUCAAGUGGCAGAGAGCGGAAAGGCUUUGCAACGAAGUCAGGGAGUUCGGAGAAGAUAUCAUCGACGCCGAUGAGCUCGCUUCGAUAUACGAUUUCCGCAUCGAUAAAUUCCAGCGUUUGGCUAUACAAGCAUUCUUGAGAGGCUCAUCUGUUGUGGUUUCGGCGCCGACGAGCAGCGGGAAGACUUUGAUUGCCGAAGCCGCAGCGGUAGCCACAGUAGCCAGGCAAAGGCGAAUCUUCUACACGACUCCACUCAAGGCAUUAUCCAAUCAAAAGUUUCGCGAAUUUCGUGAGACAUUUGGAGACAGCAAUGUUGGCCUUCUUACGGGAGAUUCUGCAGUUAAUAAAGAUGCUCAGGUUUUGAUUAUGACUACGGAGAUUUUGCGCAAUAUGUUAUAUCAGAGUGUUGGAAUGGUUUCUUCUGAUGGUGGACUUUUCCAUGUUGAUGUGAUUAUUUUGGAUGAAGUUCAUUAUCUAAGUGACAUAUCUCGCGGUACAGUGUGGGAAGAGAUAGUUAUUUAUUGCCCAAAAGAAGUUCAACUUAUAUGCCUGUCAGCAACCGUUGCAAAUCCUGACGAGCUUGCUGGUUGGAUUAGUCAGAUUCAUGGUAGAACUGAAUUGGUAACAUCAUCAAAGCGUCCAGUUCCAUUGACUUGGCAUUUCUCUAUGAAGACAUCUUUGUUACCUCUUCUUGAUGAAAAGGGAACGCGGAUGAAUAGGAAGCUGUCACUCAAUUAUCUACAACUUUAUGCUUCAGGAGUUAAAUCUUACAAGGAUGGUGGGUCUAGAAGAAGAAAUUCAAAAAAACAUGGAAGUGACAUGAAAUAUGACAAUAUUGAUAGCAUGUCUGAUGCUCCUCUUUCAAAGAAUGACAUAAACACUAUUCGACGUUCACAAGUUCCUCAAGUUAUUGAAACAUUAUGGCACCUUAAGGCAAGGGACAUGCUGCCAGCAAUUUGGUUUAUUUUUAGCAGGAAAGGAUGCGAUGCAGCUGUUCAGUACCUUGAUGAUAGCAAGCUCUUGAAUGAAAGUGAGAUGAGUGAGGUCAAUCUAGCAUUGAAGAGGUUCCGCAUUAGGUAUCCUGAUGCUGUCAGGGAGACUGCUUUAAAAGGACUGCUGCAAGGGGUUGCUGCACAUCAUGCAGGCUGUCUGCCAUUAUGGAAAUCGUUCAUAGAAGAUCUGUUUCAGCGAGGACUUGUCAAGGUUGUCUUCGCUACAGAAACGCUUGCUGCUGGAAUGAACAUGCCUGCUAGGACAGCUGUUAUUUCAUCCCUCAGCAAGAGGAGUGAUAGUGGGCGAAUCCAAUUAAGCUCAAACGAACUGCUUCAAAUGGCUGGGCGUGCUGGACGUAGAGGCAUUGAUGAAAGGGGUCAUGUUGUGCUUAUUCAGACUCCUUAUGAAGGUGCUGAAGAGUGCUGCAAGCUUCUAUUUGCUGGACUUGAACCUCUUGUUUCACAGUUUACUGCUUCGUAUGGUAUGGUACUGAAUCUUCUUGCAGGUGCAAAAGUUACCAGCAGAUCUAAUGAAUCAAUUGACAUGAAAGCCAUACAAGCAGGACGGACUUUGGAGGAAGCUAGGAAGUUAGUUGAGCGAAGUUUUGGAAACUACGUUGGCAGCAAUGUUAUGCUUGCUGCAAAAGAGGAGCUUACUAAAAUAGAGAAAGAGAUUGAGAUGCUGACUUUAGAAAUUAGCGAUGAUGCCAUAGAUAUAAAGAGCAGGAAGCUUUUAUCAGAGGUAGCAUACAAGGAGAUUGCAGAUCUACAGGAAGAAUUGAGGGCAGAAAAACGUCUUCGGACAGAACUGCGAAGAAGGAUGGAAUCCCAGAGAAUUUCUGCUCUAAAACCUCUUUUAAAGGAGUUUGAAAAUGGACAUUUACCCUUUUUGUGCCUGCAAUAUAAAGAUUCUGAAGGGGUUCAGCACUCUCUCCCUACUGUUUAUUUGGGAAAGGUUGACUCACUCAGUGGUUCAAAACUUCAGAACAUGAUUUCUGCUGAUGAUUCUUUUGCAUUGAAUGGAGUUGGGACACAGUCAAGUGAUAGUGACCCUGAAAUGAGCCCAGACGUUGAACCAUCGUAUUAUGUGGCCCUUGGUUCGGACAAUAUGUGGUAUCUAUUUGCAGAAAAGUGGGUUAAAACAAUAUAUAGGACAGGCUUUCCUAAUGUUGCUCUAGCUCAAGGGGAUGCUUUGCCUCGGGAAAUUAUGAGGAUGAUUCUUGAUAAGGAGGAAAUGAAGUGGGAGAAGCUUGCUGAUUCUGAACUUGGUUGUUUAUGGCGCAUGGAGGGAUCUCUAGAGACCUGGUCUUGGAGUUUAAAUGUGCCAGUUUUGAAUAGUCUUUCUGAAAGUGAUGAGCUGCUACAAAUGUCAGAACCAUACCAUGAAGCCGUAGAACGUUACAAGGAACAAAGAAAUAAAGUUUCACGUUUGAAGAAAAAGAUAACACGAACAGAAGGCUUUAAAGAGUAUAAAAAAAUCAUAGACAUGACCAGGUUUACCGAGGAAAAGAUUAAACGCCUUAAGGUUAGAUCAAAACGUUUGACCAAUCGAGUAGAACAGAUUGAACCAUCUGGUUGGAAGGAGUUUUUGAAGAUCAGCAAUGUCAUUCAUGAACUUAGGGCUUUGGAUAUCAAUACACAUGUAAUAUUUCCUCUAGGUGAAACUGCAUCUGCAAUCCGAGGAGAAAAUGAACUUUGGCUUGCAAUGGUUCUCCGAAAUAAAAUCCUGCUAGACCUAAAGCCUGCACAACUUGCUGCUGCCUGUGCAAGUUUAGUUUCUGAAGGGAUCAAAGUUCGUCCUUGGAAAAACAACAGCUAUAUAUACGAACCUUCCACAACUGUAAUCAAUGUCAUCAAGUUCUUGGAUGAGCAAAGAUCCUCCUUUUUGCAAAUGCAAGAAAAACAUGGGGUAAAUAUCCCCUGCUGUUUGGAUAGCCAAUUUGCAGGUAUGGUCGAAGCCUGGGCAUCUGGGCUAACUUGGAGGGAAAUGAUGAUGGACUGUGCAAUGGAUGAAGGGGAUCUAGCGCGUCUCUUACGACGGACUAUUGAUCUAUUAGCUCAGAUUCCUAAAUUGCCUGAUAUUGAUCCAUUGCUGCAAAGCAAUGCAAAGGCAGCAUCUAGUGUCAUGGACCGUCCACCAAUCAGUGAGCUGGCUGGAUAAUGUUCUAUUGCCACUAAAAAGUAUAUGUGAAAUUGGCACAAUCGUUUCCUACAGUUCCAGUAUUUAUUUAUUUAAUGUAUCGAAUUGAACUUGAACUUCAUUCAAAAAAGAUGUAGUGCCCUAGUUCGCCAUUGGAGGGAAGCCUUUGUAGCUAGGCAGAGUACUGCUCUGUACCCAUUAACUAUGACGUAAUAUGACUGUCAUUACUAACCCCUAAAUGAUAUUCAGAUUAUUACUAUGACUUC
Messenger RNA from Corylus avellana, 3776 nucleotides. It is a transcript of the gene EMB25, whose product is annotated as DEAD/DEAH box helicase. Gene Ontology annotation, biological process: nuclear-transcribed mRNA catabolic process, 3'-5' exonucleolytic nonsense-mediated decay. The record is from RefSeq and is a predicted model, not a curated record. Gene Ontology annotation, molecular function: ATP binding; nucleic acid binding. Gene Ontology annotation, cellular component: Ski complex. Lineage: Eukaryota; Viridiplantae; Streptophyta; Magnoliopsida; Fagales; Betulaceae.